UGCGGCUGCGCACACGUGGUGGAACGGCGGACGGAGGCAUCAUGGCUGUGUUUAUGGACCUGAACGUGUCGUUUCUCCCGGACAGGAGCGACCUGCGCAGCGUCGUGGAGACGGCGGCUCACCUCGGGUUCUCCACCAUCGCCCUCAACUACGUGUUUGAGCCCACAGCCAAGAAGAAACAGGAGAUCCCCACCCCGACUCCGAUCAACGAACUGAUCGAUCAGCUGCCUGUGGUGCAGGGUCGAUCUCGUCCAAUCAGAGUGCUGAACAGGCUGACGGUGGUGAUGUCAGACGCGAGUCACUUUAGGCCGAACGCUCCGGAGUACCGUCGCUUCGACCUGCUCGCUGUCCAGCCAACCUCAGAGAAACUUUUCCACGCAGCCUGCAUGGUUUAUGACAUCGACAUCAUCUGUGUGCCGAUGACGGAGAAACUUCCUUUCUUCUUCAAGAGAGCGCCGAUCAACGGGGCCAUAGACAGAGGUGUGGUGUUUGAGGUGUCGUACUCUGCCGCCAUCAGAGACUCCACCAUGAGGCGCUACACCAUCGCCAACGCCGUCAGUCUGAUGGAGAGCUGCAAGGGAAAGAGUGUGAUUCUGUCCAGUGCAGCUCAGAAGGCUCUCGAGCUCAGAGGACCGUAUGAUGUCACCAACCUGUAUCCUUCAUCAGUACUACUGCAGUACUACUGCGUGUGUUACUGCAGCAGUACUGCGUGUGUUACUGCGUGUGUUACUGCAGUACUACUGCGUGUGUUACUGCGUGUGGUGUUGUGUCCUGAUGCUCCUCCUCAGAGCUCUGCUGUUCGGUUUGUCAGACGGAGACGCCAAAGAAGCCGUCUCGUCCACCUGCAGAGCCGCUCUGCUGCACGCAGAAACCAGGAGGACAGCCAGCGGAAUCAUCUACACCACGAGGAGCCAGCAGGAGGCGCCACGGGGCUCAGCAGACGGUGAACCUCCAGCAGCCAAGAGAGCCAAACCAACGUGACCACGAGAACGACCGACAUCGGAGGAGGAGGGGACUGUCAGUUGUGUGGGGGGCGUGGCCAAUAGCGGUGGAGGGUGGGGCAAACAGUGGAGGAGGGCGGGCCAACUCCGGUUUCUUCUCCUGCCUUUUUUUUCCCAAAUUGUUGUUUGUUUUUUUUGUUUCUGCUGACAGUUUAAUAAACAGUUUGAA
Neolamprologus brichardi is the source of this 1170-nucleotide messenger RNA. NCBI's taxonomy places the organism in Eukaryota, Metazoa, Chordata, Actinopteri, Cichliformes, Cichlidae. The record is from RefSeq and is a predicted model, not a curated record.